AUGUUGCGGCGGGAGGAGGGGUCGGAGGUGGGGGGAGGGGGGGUUAUGUUCGACACGAAGAUUGAUGCUGGGGGUCGCGAUACCGAUCUAGUCGUAGUGAGUGCCCGUCCCGAGCCCCGGGGGGUACGGCCGGCGCCCCGUCAGCGACAUCCGUCUUCAGCUGUCACCACGUGGACCGUUAUAAGACAACACUACGAGUACAAGGACGGCUCCUCCACCGACCACCGACCUGCUGCUCACAUGACAGAUUAUAUCGACUGA
This is a messenger RNA of Danaus chrysippus (African queen), 261 nucleotides long. The record is from the annotation of a GenBank genome assembly. Lineage: Eukaryota; Metazoa; Arthropoda; Insecta; Lepidoptera; Nymphalidae.